CUUCAACAAUCAAUAGCCACCACACAGCUGUAAACCUUCAAACAAUCUCCCACCCCCAUCACCCCUAACAACAAAAACAUACCAUCCAAGCAUCAAUGAAAGCCCUAUACUCCCUCCUCACACGCCCACGCCUCCCCCUUCAUCAACUCCCUAAACCCCAAUCCCACCAUACCUCCCCACUACAUCCCAACUCAAUCCACCACAGCUCAACCAAAACUCCCUACCGUCUCCUCCAUCCCCUCACUCCAACCCGUCCACACAUCUGGCUCGCCGUAACCGACACCCCCCCAAAGAAAGAAUACAUCCUCAAACGCCCCUCCCCCACCGACAGCACCCUCUCCUCCUUCACCCACGAACUCACCAUGUAGCGCCUCUUCAUCCACGACCCCAUGAUCCGCAAACUAGUGGACUAUAUCCCGGAUUCGGAACCCGCGGGGCCGAUGAUGGUGCUGGAAGCGUUCACGGAUACGCUUUGGGACGUGAGACGGAUGAGAGCGUUGAGUAUGCGGGAGAUUAAGUGGAUUAUGAAGGGGGUGUUGUUGGGGGUGUGGACAGUGCAUAUGAGGGGGUUGGUGUAUACGGAUUUGAAAAUGGAGAAUAUUGUUCUUGGGGGAUUUGAUCCUGACCAACCAAAUGAGAAUGUCAAGGAUGUGAUUGUCCGACUUGCGGAUUGUGGGGGAAUUCGCAAACCAUCAACGGAAAAGAUUACAGCCCUUACAUACCGCAGCCCAGAAGUCCAUUUCAACAAACCCUGGGAUCAAAGCACGGAUGUGUGGUCGUGGGGGAUAAUCCUCGCGCAACUCCUCCAAGCACAGGUUGGUUUCCACGCCCCAGGCAUCUAUGACACCCUCAAUCCUCUACCCCAACUUGUCCCCAAAACAGCAGUCGAAAAAGAACACGCUCUCCGCGAUCAACUAGCCAUCGACUUCGACCUCUCCUCAGUACCUUUCUACGCGGACUGUAGAGAAGAAUUACCCCCACCACAGCCAGAACAGGCAUAUAUGUGGGCGAAUACGAUGGUCGAGAAGGGGGUGGCAGCCGAGGAUGUACAGUUUCUGGUGGAGGUAUUACAUCCCGAUCCGCGGGCGAGGAUCACGGUCAGGGAGAUUUUGGAGGGGGGGUAUUUGGGGUAAUCUUGCUUUGGAUGCUUCGAUUGGAUUGGUUGGAGUGGAUUGGAUGUGUAAGAUAGG
Messenger RNA from Aspergillus ibericus CBS 121593, 1190 nucleotides. RefSeq names its product kinase-like protein. Gene Ontology annotation, cellular component: nucleus; cytoplasm; cyclin-dependent protein kinase holoenzyme complex. Gene Ontology annotation, molecular function: cyclin-dependent protein serine/threonine kinase activity; ATP binding; cyclin binding. The record is from RefSeq and is a predicted model, not a curated record. The transcript is spliced from 4 exons. NCBI's taxonomy places the organism in Eukaryota, Fungi, Ascomycota, Eurotiomycetes, Eurotiales, Aspergillaceae. Gene Ontology annotation, biological process: signal transduction; protein phosphorylation; regulation of G2/M transition of mitotic cell cycle. The coding region runs from base 390 to 1133 and encodes 247 amino acids.